AUUAAGUUUUCAGAAGUAAAUAUCUAAGCCACAGCAGCUCGAGAAGUCUUUGCCUCCUGAGAUCUCUGUUGUUUCUUCUCUUCACCCUGGUAAGCACAUCCACGUCUAUACCAACGGCUUGCUCUAUCACGAACUUCCCACUCUUCAAACUACACUACAACGAUGACAGAUUUAAAUCAACCUGAUCCAUUCCGAUGGUCUCCCCUCUUCGGGGGAGGUAAAGGCUUUGAGGAGGCGAGAGUUACGUCCUUCAAAGGAGGCAUCCUCGCAAUAGGAAAGAUCGUCAGCGAGGGAAAUGACGAGAAGACACGAUACUCGACCAACUACCGAAUUCUUCUCGACGACGAAUGGAGAACACAAAACGUCAAGAUAUAUAACUCCUGGACUGGGGAAGUCCGGAAAGAGCUUUACACAGAUGGCCUUGGCAAAUGGGUCGACGGCAACGGCAAAAUAAUAUUAACCCUGAACAACUGCAGGGACGUCGAUAUCCCCGAGUCGACACUGAUGAAGACAUUCCCUAUACGACGUCUAAAUCUUCGAGAAUGGGGACGGCACAAGAUUUGCACCGCUUCCGUCCAUGUUACCGCGACUACGACAGAGGUGGUUGUCCAGAAACAUCUCUACAGUUGCUACGACGAUGACUGGAUGCUCUUCCGCUACGAAGGGCUUACUUCGGGCUUCACGACGGAUUUCUUUACGGACAAGGAUAGAUUCGUGGACAGGAUCAUCGAAGGCUGGUCUUUUACAGCCUUGUAUCAUCAUGCCCAAAGAGACAAGGCGUGUCCUUCUGAGCAUCCUACCAUUCAACCACGGACAAAACGGGGCUCUGCGAUGAGUCUGCAUUCUGGCGAAUUUGAGUAUAGUGACAGUGGGAGAGACUAUCUUCAGGAGGAAGACAGUGACGACGGCGUCUAUUUAGAUGAUGACUUUGAGUAUGAUGAGAUUGAUGGGGACUGAACUUCAUGUAUCUAAACUGCUUGCACCGUUGGUGAUACGACUGCCCGACAACUAUACACCACUAGGUCUGCUACCUGGGAA
Molecule: messenger RNA, 1038 nt
Organism: Aspergillus calidoustus
Lineage: Eukaryota; Fungi; Ascomycota; Eurotiomycetes; Eurotiales; Aspergillaceae
Source: the annotation of a GenBank genome assembly